This is a messenger RNA of Fonsecaea erecta, 1377 nucleotides long. RefSeq lists its product as hypothetical. The record is from RefSeq and is a predicted model, not a curated record. Bases 1 to 1377 code for a protein of 458 amino acids. The transcript is spliced from 3 exons. Gene Ontology annotation, biological process: DNA repair. Gene Ontology annotation, molecular function: catalytic activity. Lineage: Eukaryota; Fungi; Ascomycota; Eurotiomycetes; Chaetothyriales; Herpotrichiellaceae.
AUGGUGACGACAAGAGCACAGCGGUCCGAAGGCGCCACUCCAGCCCCAAACCCUGACCAAGUCUCGAUCACCGCCGAGGCCGGAGAUGUGUCUGCCACAGUGGUACAGUCAAUGCGGCGCACCAGGUCCGCUGGUGUCAAGCCUGAGGUCUCUAUGCAAGCCAUCAGCAUAACCCCCACGUCUUCAGCCCAGACAUCGAAUGUGACUCCUCGUCUCAUUAUCAAGCUGAAGCUUCCUGGUCGCCAGCAUGCCGAGAUUGCGGAUACCAAGAUCCAUGUGACUUCCAUGCGGGAGACCAAGGGCAAAGCGGUGGAGAGGAAACGGGCUGGCCGAGGGGCAGCAGCAGCAGCAGCUGCUGCUUCUCGAGGCUUCAAACGCGAGUCUACUGAUGAAGAUUCGGCAAGUUCUCCGCCCAAGAAAAGCAAGACAUCCCAUGAAGAAGGAGAAGACGAAGCGGAGGAGGACGAAUUCAAACCCGACAGUGCCACGACUAAAGCUCUGGGUGUGCCCACUGUCGCACGAGUGCUUCGCGGUCGAGGCGAAGAUGGGACUGUCACCGGGCGAAUCAGAGCCGCUGAAAAGGCAAAGGAAGACUUGCGCGGAACCUUCGUCGCUCUCCGAGCGGCAAAUCUUGGUCAAUUCCUCAAGAAGAUGAAAAAGCGACGCCCCACCACUCCCUAUACCAACAAGCAACGCUUCAAGUUCGGCCACGACCAUCUCUGGUACUGGACGUCGCCAAGUCCGUACGACAUUCGCAAGGUCUCGGAAAUUCUUGUAGAGGAACGGCCUGUCAUCAACCAGGUCGCUGCGGCCGAAGGAACGGCAACCAACCCAUUCCAUGCCAGCGCGGGCAUCUCCAUCGACUCCAUUGUGCGCGUCAUCCUGUCACAAGCAUGCACCAACGAAGCCGCACUGGACGCACAGCAGGCGAUGCUCCUGGCCUACCCGUAUUGGACCAACGGCAAAUGGGUUGCAGGACAGAAGCCGAAUUACCACGCCAUGCGUGCGCAGAGCCUGUCCAAGCUGGAAAAGGUGCUGAAAAAGGCGGGUCUGGCCAACAAGAAGCCCAAAGCAAUCAAGGACAUUCUCGACAUUAUAUAUCAAAGAAAUGUCGCGCUCCUCGAACCACUGGGACAUGGCGAAGUCGUAUACGACGGCAACGAGAGGGGAGCAGCCGACUUUGUUCCGGGCUUACUGUCGGUGGACUAUUUCUGGGACAUCUACAAACAAGAGGGCAAGCAAGCUCUCCUGGACCACCUUGUGUCGCUCCCGUUGAUCGGCGUCAAGUCGGCGUCCUGCUUGAUGUGCUUCAACAUGUCGCUGCCCGUGUUUGCGGUGGACACCCACGUCGCCGGCAUGGCAAAGCUCCUCGGUUAG